AUGUCGGUAGUGAUCCCAAGAAAUACUUCUAUUCCGACCAAGAUGUCACACAUUUAUCACACUAGCCAGGACAACCAGACCGCCAUUGCAUUCAGGAUAUUUCAUGGUGAAAGAGUGAUGACCAAGGAUUGCCUUGAGCUUGGAAGGAUUAGUCUACUAAACCUUCCACCGGCUCCAAGGGGUGUUGUCAAAAUGAACGUGACAUUCGAGAUCGAUGCCAAUGGGAUUCUGAGCGUACUGGUGGAAGACAAGGAAACAAAGAACUCGAAAUCGUUCAUUGCGAAGGGAUACAAAGGAAAUCUAAUGGAGGAAGAGGUGGAGAGGAUGGUGAGGGAGGAGGAGCAGAUGGCCAAGGAAGAUAAACGGGCCAAGGAGAGCUUUGAGGCGAGGAACCGAUUCGAGAGGUACAUAUACGACGUCAAGGACGCUCUGAACAAUCGUAACAUUGGUGCUAAUAAGUGGUCCCAUGACAAGAAGAAGGCAGAGGCUGCAGUGAGAGAAGCUUCCGAGUGGUUGGAUGGGAAUGGGAAUGCUUCUAAGGAAGAGUAUGAGAAGAGCAUGCAGAAGCUGGCAGAUGUGUGGAAUCCUAUUAUACAGAAGGUUUAUGCAUGA
Molecule: messenger RNA, 612 nt
Organism: Linum tenue
Lineage: Eukaryota; Viridiplantae; Streptophyta; Magnoliopsida; Malpighiales; Linaceae
Source: the annotation of a GenBank genome assembly